Babjeviella inositovora NRRL Y-12698 is the source of this 486-nucleotide messenger RNA. It is a transcript of the gene MFALPHA, whose product is annotated as mating pheromone alpha. The record is from RefSeq and is a predicted model, not a curated record. The coding region runs from base 1 to 486 and encodes 161 amino acids. Gene Ontology annotation, cellular component: extracellular region. NCBI's taxonomy places the organism in Eukaryota, Fungi, Ascomycota, Pichiomycetes, Serinales. Gene Ontology annotation, biological process: mating. The transcript has a single exon.
AUGAAGCUUUCCACUGUCGUAACCACCACUGCCCUCGUCGCCUCCGUCAUCUCUGCUGUUCCAGCCAACCCAACUGAGUCCAGUGUUCCAGCUGCUACUUCCAGCGCCGCUGAAAACACUAUCAACGUCCCGGUUGAGGCAAUCAACAAUGCCAUCUACUUAGCCUCUGGUGAAUACCCUCUCUUCAUUGAAGAAAAUGGUAAGCCAAUGGUCUUGAUUGUCAACGCCACCUUAGCCGCCCAGGCUGAGGAAGAAGACGCCGACCAUUUAAACAAGAGAGAUGCCUCUCCUGAGGCCAAGUGGGGCUGGUUGACCUUGAGAUUCAACCAACCACUUUUCAAGAGACAAGCAGAUGCCGAGCCAGGGGCCAAGUGGGGCUGGUUGACCUUGAGGUUCAACCAGCCGCUCUUCAAGAGACAAGCAGAUGCCGGGCCAGAGGCCAAGUGGGGCUGGUUGACUUUAAGAUUCAACCAACCUCUCUUUUAG